AUUAGGAUCUGAUUAAAACCGCACAACCAACUCUAUAGUGAGAAUUUAUUCAACUUGUUUGAAAAGCGAUUUUGUCUGGAGGCAAAAUCUGAACCGAAAGUCAUCGUUGAACAAAGACUGUCUGUCAAGCUUAACGGCUUUUGAGGUGAAUUUGGGACUAAAGUAUCGAAAAUUAGAUUCAUAUUGUAUUCUGCGUUACAUACGUGGGCCGUGUUAUUGACCUCGUUAUUAACAAUUUUUUAAGUCUUUACUCUUUGGCCCGCGAUAAGAGUGCGAUUUGGAUUAUCGAGCUGAAAUUUUAAGAAGCUACAGUUGACGGAGUCAACACAGUACUAGGCUACAGUUCCAGUGCAUUAUUUGUGCUCUUUAUUCUACGAAAUAUGGUGGUAUUUUCCGCUCAAAGCGUAUGUAGACAUUAAAGAACGAAAAGCUGAUGUGCUAGGCUGCCAAAAUAUGGACUUAUCUCGAUAUGGGACCGGCGUUCUAGCGUCUGCAAUCGCUGAAUUUGUGAGCAGUUUCUAUUUCGUGUUUUGUUCCUGUGUUGCGACAACGUUAUGGUCAACGCAUACAGAAUCAUCGAUUCUCUUCAUUGCUGUACUGUCCGGGCUAAUUCUUGCCGUGCUCAGCUACUGCAGUUGUGAAAUUACAAAAGCCUGUGCGAAUCCCGUGGUAACUACAGCACUUUAUCUAACCCAGCGUCUCGAUAGACUCAGAUUCUUGCUAUUUAUUCCAGCGCAAGUUUUUGGAGGUUUGUGAAUUACGCUCUCGUCAAACGCGAGAGUUGAUGAGAGUUGACAAGCGAGAGUUUCGGCAUGUGAGUUUCCUCAGUUCUCGUGCCCCGGUCAAACGAGAACAAGAGUUGCAUGAGAGUUGAAGAGAUGGACUUUACCAGUCAAACGAGCAAAAACUCUCGCAUGAAAAUUUGAGCCAGUUUAAAGUUUAUCGCGGGCAAACAUGAGCGAGAGAUCGAGGUGCAUGCAACACUCAUCAACUUUCCGAUCAUCCUGGACCUUGUAAAAGCCCCGCCAAAGACGAGCAAGUUUUAGCCCUUAAUUGACACGUUCCCUUGACACGUUUCCGGCCUUGUUGUCGUUGUGUGCAUGUUAAGACAGCUUUUUGUUUGCCAAAACCAAGCCUAUUUCUUCUACACUUGUCAAGUUAUCCUUGGGAGCCGUACACGCGAACACAUUUUUAAUUCCUUGUCUUUCAAGAGCUCGCAUGCAUGAACAAGGAACAAGGCUCUUUAUAGCAAGGAAAAAUUGUCAAUAAAUGUUUUCCCCCGCGCCGGCACACGAGCAAAUAAAACUUGUCAAGGAAAAUGCUUGUCUCGGUACAGACUACUGACAGGUCUUAAUUUUGUCACACUUAAGAUAAAGCUGGAGUCAUAUGCGGCAACAAAAUUUCCCCCGCAUCUUGCAACAAAUUCUGAUUUUAACGAAUGUUAUUAACUUACUAAAUAUGUUCACACAGAUCAAGUCCAGAACACGAGGCAACAUUCGUGAAGAUUUCUAACUAACAUGCAUUGAAAUCAGUUUUUGUUGUCAAUAUUCGUUUACGGUUCCGAAUUAAUUAUGUCUGCAAUAUCUUAGUUGAAUUUCUAGAUAUAAGAAGGGUCACUUAAUUACUUCUGACAUUUCAAUGCGGUCGAAAAUAACAAAAAAAACCUCAUUAUUUAUGAAUACUUUCUGGCAAAAGCCGUUUGAAGAUCGUCCAUCUUUUGAUACACGAACAAGGCUUAUUUUUUCGCUCUUGAAUUUGAAGUGUGUGCAUGGAUUUGGAAAGGGAAUGACAAUAUAAGGUCGAUUAAUUAUUGUAUGGGGUAGUUAACGCUUGAUUGUUUAACUGUCUAUAUGCAUGUUCUAGACGUGGCGACUGCUCUUGCAUAACAAAUGAAUUGCGGGUCGUUCCAAUAUAUUCACAAUUUUAAUUACCCGCGGUUUUAAUCUUGUUUGCACCAAGGAAGAUAGGAUCAUAGGGACUGGCUCGAUUUAUACUAGUGAGUUUAAGAUACCCCGGUUUCGGUGUACGCGUACGAGUAGUGUCAUCUUGUUUACUAGUUUUUACUGAUGUCUGUAAUUCCAUCAUACUUUUUUUCUGUCAGUUUCUCGCAAUGAUAGACAUACAAUGAUAUAAUGCGGAAAAUGUGCACCUUAAGACAUUGGCAAUAAAAAAUUAGUAUGUCUCAUUCAAAAGAACUCUUAAAAUUAUAUAUUGAACUCUAUUACCGAUUUGUCAUAUCUUGCUUAGUUCUCGAAAUAUUUAGACCGAAAUUAAUGAGCUUUGCGCCAUCUUGGAAAAAUUCUUUACCUCAUUAACUAUGGUUUUGAUGACGUCAGGAGUUGGGUUAACCACAUAAAACUACUCGAAAAUGACCGAAUAACAAACCAAAAUUGUUUGAAAUGUUUUUAAUCAUUUCUAAAUUUCUGACAGCAACCAGAAACGAAGUUUUGGACCCGUAUUGAUCGCUUACUCCCAAGAUAAAAAAUUAGCGUGACCCCUCUCUUGACGUAACAUGCAUAUUCUCAAUAAUCCAAGAUGGCGAACAGCUCACGUUUUUCAGUCGAAAUAUUUUGAAAACUAAGCGAGAUAUAAACAAUCUGUAACAGAGUUUAAUAUAUAGUUUUAAGAGUUCUUUCAAAUGAACUAAACUAAUUUUUUAUUGCCAAUGUCCUUUAAUUACGAGUAAAGGUACAGACAUCGACGAAAAUAUUGCUAACCAAAAUCAGUCAUGCUACCCGUACAACGAAACCGGGGUAUCUUAAACUCACUAAUAAAGACGUAUAGACCGAUUAAAAAAUAGUUAUUCUUUUUUCUUCCCUUCAACUCAAGGUAGUCAUUGCCGCCGGCCUAUAAAAUACUUCAAGACUAAGAAGAAUAUAAAUAUGAUACCAUGUAUUCUCUUCGAUUAAAUGUUAAAAAUACCGGAGUUUCAGACAAAAUGUCCAAAGCAUCCAAAGCUCACGGUUUACUAAAGAGUCUUCAGGUUUCGAGGCUGAACGCCAGGUCUUAAAGGUGAACUUAUAAAUCUCACAGUAUUAACGCGAUUCAGCUUAGGCCUUAGCUCUCAGUUAGAAGUAACUGAGGACAAUUUACACUUGCAAAUCUUGGCUUAUUUUGCUGCGAUUUUCUUCCUUUGAUGAUGUGAAAGAGUAGUCGAAUUAUGAAUGUCCUUUACAUACGUACAUUCAUAGCUCAUCCAUUCGUUGACAUCCUUCAGAAGAGGAAAAUCGCAGCAGAAAUUGGUGCAAGUGUAAACAGGCCCUCAAGGAUUAUUAGCACAUCCCGUGUACUAAUAAUAAUUCUCUACUCCAGGAUUGACAGGGGCAGCGUUUCAUUAUGUUGUCACGCCAAAGUCAAGUCGGGAUACUGAAAAUGGAACUUUUCUAUUCGAAGAAGAUUUGCAACUCAUACAGGGCUUUGUGAUUGAAUUCGUCCUGGCAGUUUUGUUUAUUUUUGCUUUGUUUACCGUUUUCUUUACACGCUGUACGGAAUGCUGCGAAAGAAGAAGUGGAAAGUCGUGGAAGAUAGGAUGCGUUUACACACUGUGCGUCAUGAUUGAUGUAUGUUUAAACUAACUUUCAUUUUUAUACUGGAUUGCUCUGUCAGUUCUAAACUGUUCUUCCUAGAGGUUCAGUAAGAAUCAUCUCUUAUUGAUCCAAUGUUACUACAGGAGGAAACCUAAGCUAAACUAACUUUAUUUAUACUGGAUAGUUCUGUCAGUUCUAGUAAACUGUUCUUCCUAGAGGUCCAGUAAGGAUCAUCUCUUAUUGAUCCAGUGUUACUACAGGAAGAAACCUAAACUAAACUAACUUUAUUUAUACUGGAUAACUCUAUCAGUUCUAAACUGUUCUCCCUAGAGGUUCAGUAAGGAUUAUCUGUUUAUACUGGAUAGCUCUAUCAGUUUUCUCCACGCUAUUCACAUGUUGAAACCUGGAAAAUAGUGUGAUCUUGGGAUUUGUCUUAGCAAGAUUGAUGAACUUACUUUCAAUUUUUGCCACAUACGUUAGGGAAUACGUUAAGGAAUCAUUAUAUAUUCUACUUCCUUAUCUGUCAUUUGAGAUAUGCAUGUAACAUAAUGCAUAUUACUCUGUUUUAUUAAUUUACAUGGUGUUUCCACAAACAAUAGUAUUAUACUCUGUUUCAGUUCCCGUACACAGGCGGAGGACUGAAUCCAUCGUUGCUCCUUAGCCAGGCCAUUCUGCGCAACCAGUGGGGAAACUACGACCGAGUGGAUCAUUGGGUAAAUAUGCCUUCCAACUAUAUUUCCUAGAGGUCCAAUAAGGAUCAUCUCUUAUUGAUCCAGUGUUACUACAGGAGGAAACCUAAACUAAGCUAACUUUGGAUAGCUCUAUCAGUUCUAAACUGUUCUCCCCAGACGUCGAUCCAGUAAGAAUCAUCUUGUUGAUCCAUUGUUACUACAGGAGGAAACCUGACAUUCUUGUAGGGUCAAACUGAUGCUGUACCUCCUGAUCUGUAUAGGUCUACUGGACAGCUCCAGUUUUGGGUGGUGCGUUAGGUGGUAUUCUAUACGAAAUUUGGACAUCAGCAGGCGAACUGAAUGAUGUAGAGCGAUAUUGUCAUUUCAAACGAAUGGUCGCUUUGUUAGUCGUACUUAUCCUCGUUAUUACCUUUGCUAUUGUCGUUACCGUCGCACUUUGAGGGGAAUUUCGGGGGAAAUUGAAGGGACUUUGUAUUAUGUUUGUAUAAUAUACGUACUAUAUUAUAAUGUUUGGUAAAUAAAAUUGUCGUGAACGCGAAGGAGGUUAUGUAUCUAACAGAAAAUCCUACUUAGUUUCAUACACUUCAAGGUCAUCAGUUUAUUUUACAGUAGUUGUUGUUUUAUCGUAUUCUUGUAUAGUUCUUAUAAAAAUGACAUGUAAAUUGUGAUAAUUUAACUAAACGAAAACAGAAAGAAAACUAGUAUUAAAACUAAAGAUUUAAGUCAAGAGCCGACUAUGACAUUACCAGAUUCUGGCCGCCAAGUAUUUCACAUUGACUAAUUGAGUGUUCUAUCUUUAUCUGUUUUAUAUGGGCUUAUUAGUUGAAUGAUCUAACGUUAACUAUAGCUCAUUGUGAAGAACGGCAGAAAAUACUCGACGUUUCCAAUGAAUACACUUCGUUUGAAAGUUGAUAGAAAACACUUUAAAACUUCUAUCAUAUCUCAUAGUUUGAGUGACUCUGAAAAUGUUUCUAAUUGUACAUUGUUCUAGUAGCUCUAAUAUUGUUCAUACCCCCAAAUUAGCGUUCGUACGCGUGACAAAGUCAAGUUCAACUAUGUGAAAUAGCCGUCUGGUCCUUCCAUCUGUCUUCACGUUCAUGCAUUGUAUGCAAAUCAGUGUUCACUGAUUGUUGAGAUCUAUUUACACUCUGUAUAUGCAGGCCAUCUUAUUUUCACGGGAGCCACGCGACUAAAUGAACGGCCUCGUCCGUGGGCAGCUCGCUCAGCUUCGGUUGAAAACAGAGUAAAAUUGACAGCAAUAUUUAGCAGAUUGAGGGGUAUUGAAUGGGCCUCAUGAUCCCCUGUACCCCCAUGUGUUGCGUAAUUCUACCUUUAUGAUCACCAGGCCCGAGAGAGACCAGGCUUUUCAUCAGUUGAGAUACUACAUCUCAUUGACCUUUCUCUUGCAAUAUAUAUUGCUUGUGCUUUUAAUUGGAUAGCCAACACUAAUAAAGUGAUAAUAACCUUUGUACCAAACAAAGAGACG
This is a messenger RNA of Paramuricea clavata, 5705 nucleotides long. The record is from the annotation of a GenBank genome assembly. NCBI's taxonomy places the organism in Eukaryota, Metazoa, Cnidaria, Anthozoa, Malacalcyonacea, Plexauridae.